AUGGCUACUGUAUCAAAGGAAUGUGAGUACGAGAGUCUUCCGCCAAAAACGGCUAGAUCUCUUGGCAUCUUCUAUGCCAACCCCAACGCACCCAGAUUCAUUGUUGUCGGUGGCGUCAGGUUCAUCAACAAUCUCCUCGAUAUCAAGGAUCGUUUGGCCGUCGAGAUAUACGAUCCCCAGUUAAAUUCCUGGGAAAUCUGUCCUCCUUUUCCUGCUGAUUUCAUAUCCGGAAACUCUUUGUUAUCGUUGUCCUCAGCUUUGUUCGGAGGGAAAUUUUAUGUGCUUUGGAUUUAUUCGUGUUUCAUAUCAUCCUUUGACUUGGAGAAACGUGUUUGGACCUUAGUCCAGAUGCUUAGGCCUCCUAGGUACCAUAACACUGGGGUUAUCUUCUCCUUCUUAAUCUUGUGCCAAGACAGGCUUGUUCUUGCUGGAAUAUGUAAUUCGUCACUUGGGCCAUCGUUUAAUUUGUGGAGGAUCGAUGAGAGAACCAUGGAGUUCAGCAAGAUUGCGAUUAUGCCUCAGGAUUUGCUUUACAGCUUGUUUGAUAGCGACGAGGAUGAUAAAUUUGCAAGCCUGAAAUGUGUUGGGUUGGGUUACCAUAAAAGAUAUCUCAGAUUUGGGUGAAUUCUGACGGUGGCCGGCUCCAUGAUUCUAGCGAAAGCUUCUAAUGGAGAGGUGUGUCCGGCAGAGAUUAGAAAGAACAGAAAUGAGUAAGGAAUUGAGUGUUUUCAUGUUUAUAUUAUUUUUAUUGUAUUUUUAUUUUUAUUUUUUUGUUUUUUGAGUUUAUAAUUAGAUGUUGUAAAAUGAAAAUUUAACUGCCCAUUUUUAU
Alnus glutinosa is the source of this 829-nucleotide messenger RNA. Its product is annotated as F-box/kelch-repeat protein At3g24760-like. NCBI's taxonomy places the organism in Eukaryota, Viridiplantae, Streptophyta, Magnoliopsida, Fagales, Betulaceae. Gene Ontology annotation, molecular function: protein binding. The transcript is spliced from 3 exons. The coding region runs from base 1 to 624 and encodes 207 amino acids. The record is from RefSeq and is a predicted model, not a curated record.